This is a messenger RNA of Rhopalosiphum maidis (corn leaf aphid), 1441 nucleotides long. Its product is annotated as LETM1 domain-containing protein 1. Gene Ontology annotation, molecular function: ribosome binding. Bases 1 to 1206 code for a protein of 401 amino acids. Gene Ontology annotation, biological process: intracellular monoatomic cation homeostasis. Gene Ontology annotation, cellular component: mitochondrial inner membrane. NCBI's taxonomy places the organism in Eukaryota, Metazoa, Arthropoda, Insecta, Hemiptera, Aphididae. The record is from RefSeq and is a predicted model, not a curated record. The transcript has 7 exons.
AUGAAGUUCAUGAUCAGCACGUCUCGGCGCUAUGCCGCUACCAAUUGCAAAUUGUUGAAUUUCGAAAACACUUACAAAAACAGUCGAUUUUUCAGGAAUUCAGUAAUUUUGCAGUUACCAAGCAAGGAACCACUGAAAACAGAUACAAAACCUUCAACAGUUCCACCCUAUAUAAGUGGUAAUAGUGUUGAUAAUGCUAACCAAUGUUUACAGUCCACUGAAAAGAAAAAUGCAUCUUCAAAUAACACUGAUGUGAAGCAUGAUAAUAAAUUAGACAAUAAACAAAAUAUGAAUGAGACAAAGAUCUUAAAUGAUAAUAACUUCACAAUGCGACUGGUUAAUAAGAUUGAAAAUUGGUCGCCAUCUACUGCAAAGUAUGCAAGACUGAGUGUUUUUGGUUGUAAAUAUCUAUAUAAAGAUGUUCUAGUGUUACUGUCAGCGUAUAAAAAAUAUUAUAGUUCUGAUUUGUCGACCUUAACUUAUGCUGAGUUGGAGUUAAAGUAUAGAUUGCCAUUACAACUGGUUCGUUUGACACCAAUUCUAAUUUUUUGGCCUGUACCAUUUACUAAUUUGUUUUUGUUUCCAUUAGCGUUCAUGUUUCCUAAAUAUUUAUUAUCUGAGCAUUUUUGGACAGAUGAACAACUUAAAGAGUAUUGGAUAAAAGAUCAAAAGAACAAUUUUGAACAUAACAUGAGAGUUUUUGAGCAUUUGAGUUUAAUGGCUGAAGAAUGUUCAGAUGAUAUGCUUUUAAAAUGGUUUCGUGUGAUUGAAUGUCUGGGAGCAGGAGGUGUAUCCCCAGUGGAAGACAUUAUUCAAGCCAUCCCAGUUUUUACUAUGUUUCCGUAUCAUUUUAGUACUUUACCUCGUCAACAUAUUACAGUACUAUUAAAAAUGUAUAACAUACAUCGUGGAUGGAGAAGAAGAGUGAGGUUAAAGAAUUUAGCACAGUAUAUACAAUUAAUGGAUAAGGCAAUAGAAUCUGAAGGCGGACCAGAUAAAUUAAAUGAUAGACAAUUACAAUGGGCAUGCCUAUUUAGAGGUUUGAGCCCUUUUUCAUCAUCUAGGGAAACACUUGUCUUAUAUUUAAAAGACUGGAUAAAGAUCUCCUCGAAGAUUGAUAACGAUUCACUUAGUUGUAUACUCCACUGCCAGGUUUUAUUGGCAUUAAAUCGACCAGAAAAUGAUAUAUUAAAAAAGACGGAAUAAAGAAUGGUGCUUAAUUAAAAUUAAAGUAAAUAACCAUUUAAAACAUAGACAGAAUGAGCCAUUGUUAAUUACAAUAAUAAUAAAAUCUAGUCUGUACUUUUGUUUUGUAGUACUUAUGUUAAUCGAUAUUUUGUAAAAAGAAAUGAAUGUCCAAUGGUGUUGAUAAUAUUCUGUCUUGGUGAUAUUUUAUUUUGUUACAUUGUAAUUUUGUUAAAUAGAGUUUUUUUCAAUUUUA